GCCUUUGAUGUCAACACUCAGGAUGCCAGGCUAGGGGGAACCUAUCUCAAAAAAAAAAUCACUUACAUUCCAAAAGAAGAUGUCAAACUUGAGUCUCCUGUCUCCUCUGAACAUCACUUGUGGAGAACAGGGAGGAGUUUCGGGGACCAGAGUGUCCCACCUUCUCCCCUGGCUAUCUCAGUAGCAUGGCAGCUGAGAGGACCAGCUGCAGGUCUAAAGCCCAUCUCUCUCUUUCUACAGAUGGUGGAACUAAAUUCCAGAGAGAGGCUGAAAUGCUGCGGAUCCCACGCCCAUCCCACUCAUUUCCCAGUCAGCCAGAGCUGUGUGGUCCAGGUGGCAAGAGGAGGAAAGAGAUGAAUUGGGCAAACCACACAGCUGUGACAGAGUAUAUCCUACUGGGCCUCCAGGAGCACCAUAGCCUAGAGAUAGUCCUGUUUGUGCUCUGUCUGGGCAUCUACUGCACCACUCUGCUGGGAAACUCCCUCCUCGUGGGGCUGAUCGUGCUGGACCCCCGCCUGCACACCCCCAUGUACUUCUUCCUCAGCCACCUCUCUCUCAUAGACAUCUGCGGCACCACUUCCUUCAUACCUCUGAUGCUAAUCAACUUCCUGGAUGUCCAGAGGACCAUCUCCUUCCCUGGCUGUGCCUUGCAGAUGUACAUAACCCUGGCACUGGGUGCUACGGAGUGCCUGCUUCUGGCUGUGAUGGCUUACGACCGGUAUGUGGCUAUCUGCCAGCCCCUUCGGUACUCGGAGCUCAUGAAUGGGCCGCUGUGCGUACGGAUGGCGGUAGUAAGCUGGGGGACAGGCUUCGCCAACUCGCUGCUCCAUUCCAUCCUUGUGUGGCGCCUCCCCUUCUGUGGCCACAAUGUCAUCAACCAUUUCUUCUGUGAGAUCUUGGCAGUGCUGAAGCUGGCCUGUGGGGACAUCUCUCUCAAUGCACUGAUAUUAAUGGUGGCCACAGCUGUCCUGACAAUGACCCCGCUGUUGCUCAUAUGCCUCUCUUACAUGUUCAUCCUGGCCGCCAUCUUUAGGGUACCCUCUACUGCAGGCCGGGCCAAGGCCUUCUCCACCUGCUCUGCCCACCUCACAGUGGUGGUGAUUUUCUAUGGAACCAUAUCCUUCAUGUACCUCAAACCCAAAGCCAAAGACCCCAGCGUGGAUAAGAUCAUCACACUCUUCUACGGGAUUGUGACACCCUCACUAAACCCCUUCAUCUAUAGUCUGAGGAACAUGGAAGUGAGAGCUGCUGUCACAGCCCUGCUGGGGGGCGGUCUACUAGCCAGGAAAAUGUCCCACUUUUAACUCCUAUCCUGUCAGUCAGCAGAGAGUAAGCUCUGUUGGGGAGAUGGCUUUAAUCUUUCAGUAAGGUUUGUUUUUCACGUAUGGUUCAGGUCUACUAGAGCUUGGCUAGGGUGCUAUUCGG
Mesocricetus auratus (golden hamster) is the source of this 1425-nucleotide messenger RNA. Its product is annotated as olfactory receptor 13C2-like. Bases 186 to 1304 code for a protein of 372 amino acids. Gene Ontology annotation, molecular function: G protein-coupled receptor activity; olfactory receptor activity. Lineage: Eukaryota; Metazoa; Chordata; Mammalia; Rodentia; Cricetidae. The transcript has a single exon. Gene Ontology annotation, cellular component: membrane. The record is from RefSeq and is a predicted model, not a curated record. Gene Ontology annotation, biological process: G protein-coupled receptor signaling pathway.